Molecule: messenger RNA, 665 nt
Organism: Sebastes umbrosus (honeycomb rockfish)
Lineage: Eukaryota; Metazoa; Chordata; Actinopteri; Perciformes; Sebastidae
Gene: lamtor4
Product: late endosomal/lysosomal adaptor, MAPK and MTOR activator 4
Exons: 4
Coding region: 142-444 (100 amino acids)
Biological process (GO): positive regulation of TOR signaling; cellular response to amino acid stimulus
Cellular component (GO): Ragulator complex; lysosome
Molecular function (GO): guanyl-nucleotide exchange factor activity
Source: RefSeq, a predicted model, not a curated record
GAUGAAGAAGAAGAAGUGUUAUUGUGGUCUUUUGUAUUUCCGACAGCAAUUGAAUGCCUCAACAGUCACGUGAAAAAUCACAAGAAAGACGGAAGUGCAGCAACAACUUGUAAAAACAAUAGAAGAAGAAGAAGAAGAAGGAUGACGACAGCGGCUCUGACUGCGGGUCUGGACCGGAUCCCGGAUCAGCUCGGGUACCUGGUCAUCAGUGAGGACGGAGUCCUGGCCUCUGCAGGUGAGCUGGAGAACGAUGAACACACAGCAGGUGUGAUGAUGCAGAUGGUUCGAACAGCCGGUCGGUUCAGGUUACCUGGAUCAGCUGAGCCGCCCUUCAAACGCAUGUCAGUGAUCCUGGAGGACUUUGUCUACGCCGUGACGGUUUCUGGUCAGAAGGUUUUCGUGGUCAAACGUCAGAACAACCAGCAGGAACCAAUCAGUGUUUAGAGAUGGACACACAGGAAAUGAGGCAGAGGUCAGGUGGUGGUCUGGGGAGCAGCGAUGUUGGAAGUUCAAAGGUCAUCAGCUGGUCCAUCAGUGAUCACCAGCUGGAAGUCAGACAUGUUUCCAACUCUAUUAAACUCAACUUGUGUUUGAUUUAAAUAAAGUUUUGUAUGUUUGAAUUUGUGUAUUUAACUGAAUAAAUGAUUUAUGAUUUAAGUGUGAAA